UGAUAUGGUCACUGAAACAACAACAAUAACAACACCAACAACAACGCAGAUUGGAUCUCAUUAUCUCAGUUGUACAUCGAUAUCCGUAAAUGAAGGAGAAACAGCAACGAUUUCCUGUGUAUUAAACAUCUCCUCCUUUGAUUAUAUAUCUAUAUCAAAUAUAAAGGACAGUUUACUGUCUAUUUAUGCAAAUACCACAGUAAUGUAUGCUGAGGACAGUUCUUCCGCAAAAUUUGAAUGCACAAUAACUGGAACAGCGUUAUCAUUUCUUAUUAACAAUGUGCAAUGCAAUGACUCUGUGGAAUAUGAGUUUAACCUAUAUAUGGAGGGAAUACUCUCGAGUACUGUCACAGCAUCUGUACUGAUGAAGACCAAACCAUUAUCACCAGAACUGACAAUUGACUACAAGUUGGAGUUGGGUAAAAACCAACCAAUACACACUUGCAAAGGUUUUGUUGGAAGCCCAAAGGGCACCCUAGAGUUGGAAAUAAAAAAUACUACAUCAGGAAAUUUUAGCAAAUACAUUCCUACAACACAAAGUUUUGGCUCCUCUGGUCUUGAGAAUUGUAAUAAUCAGUUGGUUCUUACUUUUUCGAUAGACCUUACAAUAAAUAAUUUAUCUGAUCACUACUUGAGGUGCCUUGCUAAAAAUACAAAGACUUUGCAAGACAGCGAUCCCAUUCCAAUGUCAAACGAGGUUCCAAUAGUUCCACUUCCAGCAAAUCCUUGCAGCGGGAUCAAUGCGUUUUUCACACAUCCGAGAGACUGUAGAUAUUAUGUUCAAUGUGUGCAUAACAAUAUUGGACAUAUUUAUAACUGUCCUUCGAAAUGCUUUAACGAAACUAUUUUACAAUGUUGAAGAUGCUUGUAUGAGAAAUGAAU
Molecule: messenger RNA, 882 nt
Organism: Saccostrea cuccullata (small rock oyster)
Lineage: Eukaryota; Metazoa; Mollusca; Bivalvia; Ostreida; Ostreidae
Exons: 4
Coding region: 5-859 (284 amino acids)
Molecular function (GO): chitin binding
Source: RefSeq, a predicted model, not a curated record